GUUAAAUUCAAAACCCGUCAAAGACGUUUGCGCACUACAGAUCGUGUAACAGCAAACACAGUUUAUGGACCUAUUAAAGGUGCCAAAUGGUUAUCAGUUUAUGGCGACACUUACUACAGUUUUGAAGGUAUACCCUUUGCAAAACCACCUUUAGGCAAGCUACGCUUCAAAGCACCUGAGGAACCGGACCCAUGGACAGAAGUAAAGCGCUGUACUCGUGAACGUUCUAAACCAACACAGAUGAAUAUCAUUCUUAAACAGAUACAAGGCAAGGAGGACUGUUUGUAUCUGAAUGUCUACACAAAAACUUUGAAGAAUGAAAAUCUAAUGCCGGUACUGGUUUGGAUAUAUGGUGGCGGUUUUCAAAUGGGUGAGGCCUCCAGAGAGAUAUAUAGUCCUGACUAUUUUAUGAUGGAGAAUGUUGUGCUUGUAACAAUAUCAUACAGAUUAGGACCAUUAGGAUUUCUUUCGCUCAAUGAAAAGAAUUUAGAUGUGCCUGGCAAUGCUGGUUUGAAAGACCAAGUUUUAGCUCUAAAAUGGGUUAAACGUAAUUGCCACUUUUUUGGUGGCAAUCCAGACAAUAUAACAGUUUUCGGUGAAAGUGCCGGUGGUGGUUCUACACACUACAUGAUGCUUACAGAGCAGACACGGGGGUUGUUCCAUAAAGCUGUCAUUAUGUCAGGCAGCGCCUUAGCACCUUGGGCCAACAUACCACAACGUAACUGGGCUUACCGUUUAGCCAAGGCAACUGGUUAUAAAGGUGAAAAUAUCGAUGCCGCCGUACUGGAAUAUCUACAACAAAGCAAAGCAAGCAGCAUAACAAAAGUAGCUGAUGAACUGCUCACCAUGGACGAGCGACAUGAACGUGUCAACUUUAGUUUUGGUCCCACAGUCGAACCUUAUGACAGCGCACACUGCGUAAUUCCGACUUCACCACUGGACAUGAUGCGUAAUUGCUGGGGGAAUGACAUACCAAUGUUAAUAGGAGGCAAUUCAUUUGAAGGACUUCUAGUGUUUCCUGAAGCAAGAAAAUUUCCAGACUUGCUUACUAAAUUAGGCGACUGUGAAUAUCUCACACCAAUGGACGCAAAUUUAAGUGAUGAAAAGCGUAAAGAAUAUGGACGCCAGCUAAAAGAAACUUAUUUUGGCGAAAAGGAACCCAGCUGGGAUACAAUAUUGCACUACAGCGAUGUCUGCUCAUACAAAUACUUUUGGCAUGGCAUACAUCGCACUGUGCUGUCGCGGGUUCACAAUGCCACCGCACCGACAUAUUUAUAUCGCUUCGAUUUCGACUCGAAGCACCACAAUCUUAUGCGAAUAAUAUUCUGUGGCCGCAAGGUACGAGGCACGUGUCAUGCAGAUGAUUUAGUUUAUCUAUUUUUCAAUGCUGCGUCCAAAAAACAAAAAUUGUGCAGUGCAGAAUAUAAAACCAUACGACGCAUGGUCUCCAUUUUGGUGCAAUUCGCCGAGUGCGCUGAUCCAAAUCUGCCCACUGAAAAACAAUACACCAGCACAAGCACAUACACCGCAAAUACGACAGGCUCUCUACCAAAUCUAUGCGACACUGAUAGUUUGGUAAUUGAUGCAUCACCAACACCAAUGGAACAGGAACCGCACAAAAAGCAACAGCAGUUGAUGAAGCCAUUGGAGCGUUGGUUGCCUGUUGCACGCGCCGAUAAGACAUUCAAAUGUUUGAAUAUUUCCGAUGAAUUGCAAGUGAUUGAUUUGCCGGAGGCGGACAAGCUAAAACUUUGGGACAGCAUGUACGAGGACAAAACCUUGUUGUACUAAUUCGUCUCGUCAACAGCAAGGCUGUAGGCGAAUGCAACUCGACCGGACAUUGAGUAGAAUCGAUGAAGUGUCAUUUGUUGUUAUUGUGAUUUUCAAAUUGACGUGCGAAAAUAUGCGCUUUAGUGUACUAUUGAUGCAACAAACAAUAAUAACAAAAAACAAUUGCAACAACAACAGUUUCAAAAUUCAAAAAAAAAAAACAAAAACAAAAAAUUAUUUUAACUUUUUUACGCAAAUCAAAUGUGAAACAUAGUUUUAAACUUUUUUAAGCCUGUAGUAUAUGAAAUGUGAUGUAUCUCUAGUAAUUAAGCAUCCGUCCUGAUGUAUGACACACAGAUGAAUUUAUGGAAAUCAAACAAUUUUUUUUAUACAUUGGAAUACCAGCACAAUACGUUGAAAAAAAGUGUGCUAAAUUUUUUAGGUGUUUAUAAAAAUUAUUUAUAAAAAUUAUUUAGUCAAUGUCAAUACGAUAGGAGGAAAUUUUUCUAUUUGUAAUAUAAAUAAGAUAUCU
Messenger RNA from Teleopsis dalmanni, 2302 nucleotides. Its product is annotated as esterase B1. NCBI's taxonomy places the organism in Eukaryota, Metazoa, Arthropoda, Insecta, Diptera, Diopsidae. The record is from RefSeq and is a predicted model, not a curated record. Bases 241 to 1791 code for a protein of 516 amino acids. The transcript has 4 exons.